GAAAGAGCGGAAGUUCGAGCGAGUCGUCGAGGAGAUGGGUGACGAAGAAGGAGAAAAGAAUCAGCUGGACGCGUGGUGCCGGAAACUUCCGCAGGCUCCGUUGGACCGUUUCCCAUCAUGUCACGGUUAUCUACGGAUCUACCGUCUUUUCAGCUUCGCCGUAGGGGCAGCUACUACUAAGUACUAGUUGCAAUUGAUUAGACCGGUCACCAGUCUAUCAAUUGAUGACCAUCGGGGUUCUGUCCGAGUGAGUCAGAAAUGUGUUCGCCGUGAUCCUAUAACUAUCGUUGUUUUAUACAUUAGUGCGGCUGAAACGCUGAUAGCCAGUGAUAGUCCUACAACCAACCUACAGUGCCCCUUUCUGUGUCCCUCAUGGCGUCCACCGAACUCGCUACGGAGCGUGCUCUGUAUGUUGGGAAUAUGAUUUCCACAGCUAUUUAUGGAGGAAAUUUAUUCCUAUAUGCCUACUCUACCUACCUGCUUAUGACCUCGAGCAAGCAAGUGCAGCACAGAAUAUUCUACAUAUGUUUUGGAGGCUUUCUUUUGCUUCUUUUAACAAUCAGUGUCGCAGGUAAUAUCGCCUUCUGCGAACUGAUGUGGAUAGAAAGGCGCAACAACCCUGGUGGCCCCCCUGCAUUUUUUGCUGCAAAUAUGUCCGCUUGGUACAAUGCCUUUGCCACAGCAGCAAUGUGUCUCGCAAAUAUGAUGACAGAUGGACUCUUGCUUUAUCGCUGUUACAUUAUUUGGGGGUCAAGAUUACCAGUAAUUGUCAUCCCUGGAAUUAUCUACCUGGGAUCUGCCACUAUGGCUGUCAUGAUGGUGAUUGAGAGUGCCAUGCCCAUGUCAAAUCUAUGGCGGGGCCUUCCCGCACAAUUCGCCAUUUCAUGGAUCGCGCUAACUGUCAGCUUUAACAUUAUUGUGACUGCAUUGAUCAUUUCCCGGCUGCUAUUCUUUUAUCGUAGAGUACGAUCUUUUCUUAACGAUGAACAGAGGAAUAUUUACACGGGCAUUGUGGCAAUUUUGGUGGAGUCUACCCUCCCUUUCACAGUUCUGGGAAUUGUCUCCCUUGCCACCUAUAUCCAGGGUGCCCCAUGUGCGAUGGGGAUAGAAAUAAUCUGGGCAACCUUCAUGGUUUUGUCACCCCAGCUCAUUAUUUUAAGGGUUGCUUCAGGCGUUGCAUGGUCAAAAGACACAGCAUGUAACAUCACUCAACAUGCAACUUUCCCUCGCAACUCAUCUUCUGGCAGCAGUACUAUUAGUAUGCACAGUAAGAAUCCGUAAUAGUAGGGCUUAGACAUAUGGUGCCAUGUCCCCGUCCAAAGAUUUAUCAUUCGAGUCACAUUUGUUUGCAAGAUAUCUUCCGCUUGUUCAACUUUGUCGUUUAAUAGUAUUACUCACACUUACUUAGUUUAGCGAAUUAAAAAAC
Messenger RNA from Suillus discolor, 1426 nucleotides. RefSeq lists its product as uncharacterized. The transcript has 5 exons. The coding region runs from base 373 to 1281 and encodes 302 amino acids. The record is from RefSeq and is a predicted model, not a curated record. Lineage: Eukaryota; Fungi; Basidiomycota; Agaricomycetes; Boletales; Suillaceae.